GAGAGCAGAAGAGGAGAAAGAGCGCGCAACUCCUAGCCCAGCCCCUUGGGGCUCCGUGCUAGCAGCCCAAGUUGGAGGAAGGCUCUGCACUUUUGGCGUUCUGGGGCGAUAUCCCCCCUCACCUUGCAGCCAGGCUGAGAAAGGGCUCCAGGGUACCCGCGGAAUGACAACUCUUGCUCUUGCAACCCUCUCCUUCCUUCUCCUUUGGACCCUGCCAGGGCAGGUCCUCCUCAGGGUGGCCUUGGCAAAAGAGGAAGUCAAAUCUGGGACCAAGGGGGUUCCCCAGCCCAUGUCCCCAUCUGAUUUCCUGGACAAGCUUAUGGGGCGAACAUCUGGUUAUGAUUCCAGGAUUCGGCCCAAUUUUAAAGGCCCACCCGUGAACGUGACCUGCAACAUCUUCAUCAACAGUUUUGGCUCCGUCACCGAGACCACCAUGGACUACCGGGUAAAUGUCUUCUUGAGGCAGCAGUGGAAUGACCCACGCCUGACCUACCGAGAAUAUCCUGACGACUCGCUGGACCUUGAUCCCUCCAUGCUGGACUCCAUCUGGAAGCCAGACCUGUUCUUUGCCAAUGAGAAAGGGGCCAACUUCCAUGAGGUGACCACAGACAACAAGUUACUGCGCAUCUUCAAGAAUGGGAAUGUGCUCUACAGCAUCAGGCUGACUCUCCUUUUGUCCUGCCUGAUGGAUCUCAAGAACUUUCCCAUGGACAUCCAGACCUGCACAAUGCAGCUGGAGAGCUUUGGCUACACCAUGAAUGAUCUCGUAUUUGAGUGGCUGGAAGAUGCUCCUGCUGUCCAAGUGGCUGAGGGGCUGACUCUGCCCCAGUUUAUCUUGCGGGAUGAGAAGGAUCUAGGCUACUGUACCAAGCACUACAACACAGGGAAAUUCACCUGCAUCGAGGUGAAGUUUCACCUGGAACGGCAGAUGGGUUACUAUCUGAUCCAGAUGUACGUCCCCAGCCUACUCAUCGUCAUCUUGUCCUGGGUCUCCUUCUGGAUCAACAUGGAUGCUGCCCCUGCCCGUGUGGGCCUCGGCAUCACUACUGUCCUCACCAUGACGACCCAGAGCUCUGGCUCCCGGGCCUCUUUGCCUAAGGUGUCCUAUGUGAAGGCAAUUGACAUCUGGAUGGCUGUGUGCCUGCUCUUUGUGUUUGCUGCCCUGCUGGAGUAUGCUGCUGUCAAUUUUGUCUCCCGUCAGCAUAAGGAAUUCAUACGACUUGGAAGAAGGCAGAGGCACCAACACAUGGAGGAAGAUAUCAUCCGAGAAAGUCGCUUCUAUUUCCGUGGCUAUGGCCUGGGCCACUGCCUGCAGGAAAGGGAUGAAGCUCCAAUGGAAGGUUCUGGCAUUUAUAGUCCCCACCCUCCAGCCUCUCUUCUAAGGGAGGCAGAAACCAUGCGGAAACUCUACGUAGACCGAGCCAAGAGGAUUGACACCAUCUCACGGGCUGUCUUCCCUUUCACUUUCCUCAUCUUCAACAUCUUCUACUGGGUUGUCUAUAAAGUGCUACGGUCAGAAGAUAUCCACCAGGCCCUGUGACUAGGGUGGGGACAAUAGAGUCCAGCUGCUGGCUUCCUGCUUCCACCUGGGUGGGCUUUUCCCCUCCAUUAGAUUCCGUCAGGGGCGUGGACAGUUCCUUCCUGACUUCCCAUUCAGAACUUCAACUAUUGAUCCCAAAGCUAUGUGGGCCUAUGCUGCAUGGUGCCAACGGUGGCUUCACUUACAAAGAUGGCUUAUAUACCCCAAUCCAUAUUUUCUCCAUGCUUUCCCAUUUCAUGAGAUUAAGGUUUGGCUAUGUUCCUGGGGCCAAGAUGGCUUUAUGCCUUUGCUGGAGCCUCUCUGUUUUCUGAUACUUCAGUGGAGAAUACUCAGACCGCCUCUACUAGAUUCUGGCUUUUGUUAUCUUAAUCUACACCGCUCCUCUCCCACCUAGAUCCUGGCCUUUACUGUGCCCUAUGUUCCUCCUGCCACAGGCUCAAUUAUGCAGUCUUUCCCAUCCACAAAUGCUGUCCUGUGUGAUCCAAUCAGGUUUCCUUGACUAGGGGAAGAAGACAAGGUGACAGGUUCCCUACUUCUCAGAAGGGUGGGGACAGUCAUGGGCUGCACCUGGAGUAGGGCAUCACUCUACAAACCAACAAAGAGAUCUUCAAGUCUCGUAGGAAGCCCAACACUAUCAGAAUGGAGGCAGGAACUCUGAGCCUAUCCUUCCAGAUCCACCUGAACUUCCUGAUCUCAGAAAUAUUUGUUGUAUUCCAUAACUAACUACAUGGUGACAGGGUCUGUUAGGCUGCUGGAAUGUAUAAAAAGAGAAAAGUUCUCUAAGGAACUUACUUGAUGAUGCUAGAAAAGUUCAAGAAAAGUGAGAUCCCAGGUAGUAGGACCCAAGAGAAGUAGAAUAUGAAACUAUCCUCAGAGAGCCUUUUGUUGGCUGUGCUUUCAUUUGUUUUUUUGUUUGUUUGUUUUUCUCCCAAGCCUCUUUUUUUUCCCCCCAGGACUCCUCACUUCCAACCUGCACCUUCACCUCAUUUUAUUGAGGAAAUAAUGCAAGGUGCCAAGCAUCAGAGUGGGCUUCAAGGUUCCUAGGGAAGACUCUCAUAUAGAGGACCCCUAUCCUGGACAAACACUGACUUGGUCAACCUCAGGAUAGUACUUGUGAGAGUUAGGGAGCCAUAAGCUAGAGUAUUUAUUCACCCUCUCUUGCCUCCCUUCUUCUUCCACAGUGAGGAGGUAUAUCAGUCAGUUGAAGCUGCCAGAAACGUCAAAGUAGAGAGGAUUAGUAUGGUAGAGACCAUUUCAAGCCUGACAUAACGCUGGGACGGGGUCAGCAUGGACUUGGUACACUGAGUCCUUUGAAAUGAUCCUACUCUGCAGAACUGAAAAAGGAGAGAUUAAUUUGUGGGGCUACCAACUGAAAGAAAGAGGUGAUUAAAUGAUCUUUUAAUAUCUUGUCCUUUUCUCUGGACCUAGAAUAAACAACUGUAUGAGUCCAAUCAUUCCCAUGCCCCCUCCCCCUCUCCCUCUCUCCUUCCUUCCCUCUCUCCCUCUCCCCUCUCCUUUCCUCCCUCCCUCUCUCCUAUAAC
Choloepus didactylus (southern two-toed sloth) is the source of this 3081-nucleotide messenger RNA. RefSeq names its product glycine receptor subunit alpha-4. The record is from RefSeq and is a predicted model, not a curated record. Gene Ontology annotation, molecular function: transmitter-gated monoatomic ion channel activity; glycine binding; transmembrane signaling receptor activity. The transcript is spliced from 9 exons. Gene Ontology annotation, cellular component: plasma membrane; synapse; neuron projection. NCBI's taxonomy places the organism in Eukaryota, Metazoa, Chordata, Mammalia, Pilosa, Megalonychidae. The coding region runs from base 164 to 1540 and encodes 458 amino acids. Gene Ontology annotation, biological process: nervous system process; chloride transmembrane transport; chemical synaptic transmission.